This is a messenger RNA of Nasonia vitripennis (jewel wasp), 2426 nucleotides long. RefSeq names its product keratin-associated protein 10-8-like. NCBI's taxonomy places the organism in Eukaryota, Metazoa, Arthropoda, Insecta, Hymenoptera, Pteromalidae. The coding region runs from base 1851 to 2402 and encodes 183 amino acids. The transcript has 3 exons. The record is from RefSeq and is a predicted model, not a curated record.
CAAUAUCAUGGAUUUAGCAUGAUUAUGAGAGAUUUGGUGGUUGACAGCGACUGGCUCGCAUACUAAUAAGAUUGAAAUAUCUGUGCACACCUAAUCAUUGGUGACUUUGAGCACAUCGAUUACCACAGUAAUUGCACUUAAACAACAUAAAGUCGAUCAGUACAUCAUACUUGUACAUACUUUUAUAUAUGAGAGUAUGACUGAGUGAGAGAACGCUCUAUCGCAGCUGUCGCUUGAAGGAUGUAAGAAUGCUGUAUGAUGGAGCGAGUUUAUUUUUACCGCACUUUCUUCUGUGAUUUCUAGCCUAAUAAAAUUCCAAGAAGUUAAUCUUCGACGUAGGACGUUCCCAAACACGCCACCGAGGUAGAGCAUUUUUCAAGAGAUAUCAUUCAAGAGCAUUGUUGACGGUGCUGCCGAGAUAGAGCGUGCAUCGAUAAGUCAUUGAAAAAUAAAUAUAUAUUGUAUAUGGACCCUUGUUACUUUUUAGGAACUGGCCCUACGGAAGGAAAUUGCAGGCGAUGAUAGUAUAAAUAGGCCGAUGUAUUAUAGUGUCACGUAUAAAUACUACCAUACACGUGGCAUAGUAACGCGCACCCGACCUUAAUUCCUCUCUUGUUAAAAUAGCUUGUAAAACAAAAUAAUUGAGCGAUCGCGCAAUGAGCGCUUAUUUUACUAUAUUAAAAAGGAAGAUAUUAGUAUGCCAAACCCGGUCAGCGGCACAGUGCGAAAUGGGCCGCCCUUACAGCACGCAGCGGGCUGCAGUCUGCACGAUCGCGACGCUCGAUCGGCUCGGCGUUCGCAGGAAAGGCAGCACAUCUCACUACAUCUGCCGCAACGGAGGUGCAUCGCGAUCUCGCCAAUUCGAGCGGAUGCUACCUGAUAUGAUGCCUUACUUUUAAUCACUCCCCAUAACAGUAAAAAUUGUACAAAUCAUAGGUGUCGUUUAAAUUUUCGACUUUACUUACUGUUACUGUGUUAUAAAUUUAUUCUUAAGUAAAAUGCCACGUGAGACGCGGCGUUGUUGCCUAUAAUCGCGAGUAGUGCCGUCGUUGAAAGAUUUUCCACUAAUUAUGAAAAACUAAUAAAAAUUAACGUACCAUAUGCACCAAAUCGGAGGUAAACACCACGUCGUCAAUGUCUUGAACAUGCUCUGCUAUCACUCUAGCAGCAGCCUCCGUUUUCGCAUUUCGAAUGUUGGACAACAUUUCGAACAAACGGAUUUACACAGAGAAAAAUGAGAAAAAUAGGAAAGUAAAGAAAAAUGAGAAAAAUAGGAAAGUAAAGAAAAAUAGAAAUAUAAAAGAAGAAUGUAAUAUAGAAGGGAGUACGUUUAAAGUAAAGAAUGAAAUAUAGAUGAAAUGAAUAGAUGAAAGAUAAGCCGACAAAGUAGUAGACUUAAUGAAAAGGAUAAAAAAUAAAGAGUAGAUAUAAAGAGUAUAGAGUCGAGAGUAUAGAUGAUAAGCACAACUAUAAGCACUAGAAGCACGAAAAGUAAAACGAUGCAGCACGCUCGGGAGUUACUUUCGUAAUGAGCAGAUAAACCGUCAAGACAAAACAGCGCUACUGCUACUCAACAAUUCGUCGAAUUUUUUCAAAGUCUAUGUAAACAAGCGCUAAGCUGAGCCCUUUGCGCGCGUGCUACCGCCGCCGCCGGCCAGCGUCGCCCCCCGCCCCUCCGCCUCGCCCAGUACCUAUAGCCCGCCUUGACAUUUCGCGCGGUAUCUUCGGGCCGCAGUAAGACUAUAGGUAGUUUAUACGCGGUAUUAAUUGUCGCUGAGUUCGUUAGUGCAUCACUACCCGUAACCUCGCAUUCGUGCUACAGUCGUCGUCGCAUCAACACGAUUUGGACCAUGGGGAAUGUUUUUAGCAGCACUUCAAGUGAAAAGAAGGAGGAAUCGGCAGCGAAACGGCACUGCCACAAGUGUGCGGAACAGCCAGCUAGGCCAGGAUCGCCCUGGCAAUGUCAUUCGUGCAUGCAGCAGUCUUCUGGGCGGCCAGCUGCAUCAGAUUCGCCCUGCCAGUGCUGUAAAGAGCAGUCGUCUGUGCAGCCAGCUGCACCAGGUUCGUCCUGCCAGUGUUGUAAACAGCAGUCGUUUGUGCAGCCAGCACCAGGAUCGUCCUGCCAGUGCUGUAAACAGCAGUCGUCAGUUCAGCUAGCCGCCGCCACAAGAUCGGUUUGCCAGUCUUCUGGGCGGCCAGCCUGCACCGCUGCAAAGGUUGCUGAGCCUCACCAAUGCCGUCAGAGAGAGCAGGAGAGAGCUUGCGAGAACUGCCGCAUUUUAGAAGAGCGGCUGAAGAGAUCGAGAGAAGAUUUGGAAGAGCAAAACAAGGAAAUUGUAGAUUUGCGUAAAAGAAGGAAAUUGGAUCAAGCUUACAUUAGAAAAUUAAAAAAUAAAUAUUGAAUAAAAAUUACAUUAUAGACAGUA